GUUGCUUUUUGGCUAUUAUCAGUCAUGGCAGUCUCAAAGCAAGUGCUUGCUUAUUGCUGGAUUUCAGUUGUUUUGAUGCGGCUUACAACUUGCAAGGACGAAUCAGAGGAAAAUGGACAUCAGAAAUAUGAUUAUGGAAGGGAAAUUCAUGAGGGAAUAGUGUACGAGUUUGUUCAGGAGUCCAUGCCAUGGGGUGAAGCCCAUGAGAGAUGUGAAAAACAAGGUGGACAUCUUCUGAGGGACAUGAAUGAUGAGAUUAAGGAGCUCUUACAAAGCCAGUCCAAAGAAACCGGACCGUGGUGGGUCAGUCGGGAUUUGAUGUUUACAAAUUCCUAUAGGGGAUUUGAGCCAACAAACCCUGUCUCAGAUAAUGCCAGUGAUGUGAAUAAAGAUGACUUUGCUUGCACCUAUAUGGUGAUGGAUCCAUUUCAGCUGGUGACCACACCCAACUGCUCUGUGAGCUUUGGCUCCCUCUGCACGCGAGAUUCAAACACAAAACUGAAAAGGAGCCGCAGAGGUCUUACUGACGUGUUAACGUUAAUGCAAGGCAAUUUAGGUACUACUCAGCUAUUGCAGAAUGCCAAACAAAUGUUGAAGGAUUUGGAGACGACAACGGAAGAACUGUCAAAAGACAAUAGGGUCAAAUACCUGCAAAGCAUAUAUGAUCACCUACAAAAAAACACUGUAACAGAUACAGGCGAGCUUGCUGAAAUUGUCAACAGCACCGCAGCCAUGCUUUUGUACUCACAAGAGUGUGAACCUGACAACAUGGAUGAUUUUGAGGAUCUUAUUACUCUUGCCGGAAACAUUUACGCGAAGGCUCUAGCUGAUAACGGGAACGUUGUCAAGGAACUUCCAACAGGCACCAUUUAUGUCACCAGGCAAGAAUCAAGCACUCUGGGUGGAAAGUCCAUUGGUUCAAAGGAUGGAGGAUAUUGCCAACUUCCAUCUCUUUCUGCAAUGACAGGCCAACUGCCCUCUGGGAGUGUCAAUGUUCAGCUCUUCCAAUUUAAAGAGAAUCCAAUAGAAAUGAAGUCCAACGAAAGCAUCACUGGAUCAACUUGCAGCUUUUCUUUGCAGAAGGGAAACACUUCAGUCAAAUUCACGAAUCUUCCAGAGAACAUUGAGAUAUAUCUGCCUCGGCCUGAAGCGUCUGAGCCCGAAGUUGUGGAUAUAACCUGGAAAAAAGGUUUUACUGUCACCUCAACGUUCAACAUCUCAGAUGUAAAUGUGACCGUUGUUGUCACAGCCAUACCAAAUCGAAACAUAACUCUCAGUUUUAACUUGUACCCACCCCAUGGGGCAAACAACACCUCUUUGAAUCAAAGCACUAUUGUGACUUACAAAGAUGGUUAUCGCUGGCUGAUCACCCCUGAGAUGAUAAAGCAAGUCGAUGGGACAUGGAAGGUGGAAGUGUUCCCAAAUGAUUACACCUCAAGUGUGACGCUGACCUUUAAAGUUUCAGUUUUUGUAACCAAGUGCCUGUUUUGGGACACAGAUCUUGGAGACUGGAAUAGAGAGGGCUGCAUGGUUGGUCCCAAUACAAUGCCGAACCUAACUCACUGCUUGUGCAACCACACAACGUUCUUUGGGAGCUCCUUCUUUGUGAUGCCCAACCAAGUUGAUCUGUCCCAGACAGCAGCUUUGUUUUCCACAAUAAAUGAGAACUAUAUAGUGGUGGUUUUACUCAGCUGCUUCUUUGCCCUCUACCUUGUGGUUGUAAUGUGGGCCUGGUAUGCCGACCGCAAAGCUCUGAGAACGCGUAAGAUGACUCUUUUAGAGGACAAUCAUCCAUGUGCCCAAUACAACUACCUUUUUAAUGUGCAGACAGGCCACAGAAGAGGGGCUGGCACCACUGCAAAGGUAAAGGUGACCCUCCAAUUCACAGAAGGGCAGAGUGAAUCUUACAAUUUGUCUGACCCUGAGAAACCAGUGUUUGAGAGGGGAGGCGUGGAUGUGUUUCUGCUCAGUAUGCCCUUCUCUCUCGGAGAACUGCAGAGCAUUGACAUAUCGCAUGACAACUCUGGGAGAAGCCCUGACUGGUACUUGGACAAAGUGCAGGUACUGGAUUUACAGACACAGGACGUCUCACACUUUCUGUGCUCCACUUGGCUGAGAGGUGAAAUGUGCAAGAGGACCUUCAACUCAGCCAAAAUGAAUGAAAUUGCAAGUUUUGGCAAUAUCUUCCAGACCCGGACAUCCUCUGGCUUCCGGGAUGAGCACAUCUGGGUGUCGAUUGUUGACCCCCCGCGGCGCAGUCCUUUCACACGCGUGCAGAGAGUGUCGUGCUGCAUGUCUCUGCUGCUCUGCACCAUGGCCAUUAACAUCAUGUUCUGGAACCUUCCUACUGAUGCAGAGUCUCCUGUCCUUCUAAAGAUAGGCUCUUUUGAACUGACAUGGCAGGAGUUCAUGGUAGCCGUAGAGAGCGGCCUUUUCAUGUUCCCCAUCAACAUCCUCAUCAUUACUAUCUUCAGACACAUUAAACCACGCUUUCUUCGUAACAAAGACAAGGCUGACUCCUCCAAGAAAACAACAACAGCUGCUUCUGUGUCUAUGAACACUAUCAUGAAGGAAACCAUAGGACUUUUAAAUCAUCUCAGCAAAAGCCCCAAAAACAUGCUGGCUGCCAAAGAGAUACGGCCUGAGACAAGUGGUGAUCUUUUCUGGGCCCUGAAUAAAGUGAAUGACGUCCUUCAGAUUAUGCAAGUGGAAAUUGUUGGUGACCGUCAUUGGUCGUACUGCAGCCGCUUCGUGUUCUAUUCGCUGAGCCACAUUUCUCGCCUACUGGAGCAUGUGGGAGAAAAGGGUUAUUUUCUUAAUGAAGAGCUUCGGGAGGCACGGGGGACAGUCGGUGUUCUGCUGAAGAAGGCUGAAAUGGCGUCUCUCCAGCAUACUUCCCAAAGUACGCCAAUUGUGCAAGUACAGAAGAAGAAACAGGGUUGGUGGUUACCUUGGUGGUUUCUUUUUAUUGGCUGGAUCCUGCUUUUUGCCAUGAGCGCGCUUUCCACCUUCUUUACCCUGUUUUAUGGCUUCCAGUACGGAAGGGAGUCGUCCAUACAGUGGGUGAUCACUCUUACAUUAUCGCUUGUCCAAAGCAUCUUCAUCUUGCAGCCCCUUAAGGUGAUAUUUGUGGCAAUCUUCUUUGCCAUGAUCCUGAGGCCAGUAGCUGUGGAGAACAAUGAGGAGGUUGAACUGCUCCUGCAGGAGCAAAAGGAAAAAUGUGAGGAAUACUCUGGGAGAUCAAUAUCCUGAUUUUGUCGUGCCUCAAAUUCAAAUUGAGAAGGAAGAUGCUUGGUUUGAGAUCUCAUCAAACUCACCCAAUUUUAUUCUAGAUUUUGGUGUUGGGAACAGAGGAUGCCAUUUUCAUAACUAUGUAAAUGACUGGCGUCUCACUGUCUCUUGCAGUUUAUAAUCCAUUUGUGUAGGCAGACUUUAUUUUUCAUGUUUGUAUUUUAGUAAGAUACCUAUAUGUACAGAACUUUGUGUCAAAAAUGUUAUUAUUUAGUCUAUACUGUUACAAUAACAAUGGUCUAUAGUUCAACACACUCAUCAAGUUUUAUUUUUGCUCAAAUCAAAAAACAAAAGUGGGUUUUCUAAUAGACCAUAGCAAUAAUGUUAUUUGAAAAAGAAAAUGUCAGCUGUCAUAUCGGGAUUAUUUUAAAAAAGACUGUCUGAAAAUAUAUGAAUAGAUCUACAUGUUGGUGGUCAGUAUCAUUCUAGACAUUGCAGUUUUUCUUUAAAUUACUAGAAGAUCAGAUUCUCAUAACACUCACAUUUUGUUUCUGCUGUAAUUGUUGACAUUUGCGAAGUGUAAUCUCUGAGUGUCGAUUUUGAAAAUAUAAAUUACUGAAUAUUCACUAUUAUGUCUCAGUUAACUCCAUAAAUGCUCUGCAAAAAUGUAUUUUAGUAUACCUUCAAUAAAAAUUUAUUUU
Molecule: messenger RNA, 3932 nt
Organism: Megalobrama amblycephala (Wuchang bream)
Lineage: Eukaryota; Metazoa; Chordata; Actinopteri; Cypriniformes; Xenocyprididae
Product: polycystic kidney disease protein 1-like 2
Exons: 21
Coding region: 25-3252 (1075 amino acids)
Biological process (GO): detection of mechanical stimulus
Cellular component (GO): membrane
Molecular function (GO): protein binding; calcium channel activity
Source: RefSeq, a predicted model, not a curated record